Acanthaster planci (crown-of-thorns starfish) is the source of this 588-nucleotide messenger RNA. Its product is annotated as complement C1q subcomponent subunit B-like. Lineage: Eukaryota; Metazoa; Echinodermata; Asteroidea; Valvatida; Acanthasteridae. The record is from RefSeq and is a predicted model, not a curated record.
AUGAGCUGCCAGGGUCCAGCUUGGACACCUGAAAUUCUUGGCCUUCCGGGUCAGUAUGGACCGGCAGGGGCAAAGGGCGAUGCUGGGGUCAAAGGUGAGAAGGGUGAGACUGGUCCAAUUGGCGCUGUUAGGAACCCUAGCCCCAAAGGGGACGAAGGAAUGGGCCAUCCGGGUAAAGUAGGUCCCAGAGGUCCACCUAGUUUAGUUGGAGCCAUCGGGAAAGCAGGGGUCAAGGGUGCAAAGGGCAAGCCGGGGGAGACUUCAGAUGGUUCCGCCCAUAAGGUAGCAUUCACAGUGACGCGGCCAGGCCACUCAGAUCUUUCUACUGGUCACGACACCCGUUUGCCCUUCCAUCAGGCCGAGACGCUUUUGCCGGGUACCAGCUUCGAACUUGCAACGGGUAUAUUCACAUGUAAUGUACCGGACACCUACGUGUACACGUUCUCGGUAUGCAAAGCUUACUCUAGCAGUCUUUUAGUUCAUCUUAAGAGAAAUGACGACCGGGUUGUCUCUGGCCGUCGCACUGAUUCCGCUUCCUAUGAGCAGGUGUCCGGGAGCGCGGUGCUUGUUCUGCAGCGAGGAGACUGA